This is a messenger RNA of Adineta ricciae, 465 nucleotides long. The record is from the annotation of a GenBank genome assembly. NCBI's taxonomy places the organism in Eukaryota, Metazoa, Rotifera, Eurotatoria, Adinetida, Adinetidae.
AUGAUGUUACUUCGAUUUGGAUUACUUUUAACGAUGAUUUUGAUAAAAACAAUCAAUGGAAAUUUAGGUUUAACAGCUCUUGGACGAUGCAUAAUGUCAGAAGCAUCAACAGGUAAUCGUGCUGAACAAAUUGCGAUGGGUUUUGCUUGUGAAAGAAAUGCAAAUCACGCUUCAAACAAAUUUCCAAUUGCAUCUGUAACUCGUCUUGCUCAAGAUAUUCACGCAGGAAGAAUCAGUGAUCCAACACAAGGUGCAAAUCGAUGGUAUUCACCAAAUUUAAUGCCAAAAGAAAACGAACGUUUUAAAUGUAAAUCUCCAAUUGGAUCAGGAAAUAUCGAUUGUAAUGGAGGAUUAGAAAAUGUUUGUGCAAAUAUGAAAAAUUAUAAACCUUCGUGGGCUGAUAAAAACAAAUUCAUUUCAAUUAAAGAUGUCAGAAGUUGUUAUUUUAAAUUUUAUAAAAUUUAA